AUGACGAAAUAUCAAAGAGGAGAGGCCAUGGAGGGGUGGAAUGACUGCCCCUUGCCGAUGCUUUCGAAAGGAACAGCUCCAAGAUCAAGAAAGCGAACCCUCAGAACAGGGAUGCCUGGCCAGGCUAAUACGCUGAAUUCGGAUCUUGCGAAUGAAAGUCUGGAGAGUAUCACUCCUGCUCCAGUGCAGAGAACCAACAACAAUACACCUGAAGUUAAUCUACGAGAAAUCGAGUCGAUCUAUGGUUUGGCAGGUCAAGAAGGCGGUUCCAUAGUCGCGAAUUUGAUUGAGAUCCUGGCCACUCUUGAAGAACCACACAAAGCUUUUUUGAACGAGAUUUUGACUCCUAUUGUCGCAAAGGAGCCUGCGACCGGAUUGAAGGGACAGAUUGUCAAGUACAUGAUGAUGAAUAGUGGUGCUAGUCUGUGGUGCAUGGAUCUUCAGCGUUUGAUUGAUACCAUUCAAGUUUGA
Molecule: messenger RNA, 471 nt
Organism: Australozyma saopauloensis
Lineage: Eukaryota; Fungi; Ascomycota; Pichiomycetes; Serinales; Metschnikowiaceae
Exons: 1
Coding region: 1-471 (156 amino acids)
Source: RefSeq, a predicted model, not a curated record